UUAUUCGGACAAUGAUACCGCUUACUAAACAUUAUCUAAAUGGAAACCUUUUAGAUGUGCUUUGUGCGUACCUUAUUUAACCAAACGAUGUGGAUCCCUUUGAUUCAUUCUCACUUCGCCGCUCACAGGAACGGCACGGUCGUAAAGCGACUGAAAUGUGGUCUAAAAUAAAGGGCCACGUCGUGGUAUUUUACCGACGAUUCGAACAUACUUGCGAACAUCUGACAGUUCACGGACCAAGUUUCUUCAUGCGGAAAGAUGUACAUUUUAUAUACAGGUUAAUUUACUUUAUCAUUUAUGUCCAAGUAUGGAUCGCUGCGGUAGCCACGAUUCGCAGAUACUACAACCAUUACCAAGAGAACACUAUUCGAUUUACCACGAGAACGGAUUAUCUAGAUUGGAACACAACUUUUGCAUCGAUAACCCUUUGCGAAAUACCCAACGUUGACAAAAUAUAUAUGCUUAGCCAGGAAAUCAAUCCUGGAGAUAAAGGUAAGCUUGACCGAUUCAUCGGUGAAAUUGGAUUUUUCAACGGUUUAUGUCACAGCUGCUUCGCUCUCUGCGACAACGAACCUCUCUGUCCCACAGAUUUUGGUCAACUAAGUCUGGCUGUUCGUUCAGAAUGCAAAGAUUUUUUACUAAGCUGCAAAUGGAAUGGAAACCCUUUCGAAUGUUGCGGCAGUUUUCAACCUAUAAUAACGGAGUAUGGCACGUGUUAUUCAAUGAAUAAUGUACAUGGUCCCGAAAAGUCACCUGUUUACCAAACAUCAAAUAAAGAUAGGCAGGCUUCAAUAGAAAUUGUAGCGUCACAAGAUUACGAAGCAUUCCUGCACGCACCGGAGGACAUACCAUUCUGGAACAUGGAAUACGAUCGGAGGUUGACAGUUCUAUAUGGUGCAGAAGCUAACGUGAUAUAUUCUAUAAUAAAUGUCGUGAAUGAACCAGAAGUGUCUUUGCUAUCUCCAGAAUAUCGUCAAUGUAGAUUCCCUAAUGAAGUUCCAGAAGAUUAUAUAGCUUACAAAUACUACAGUUACUCUGGUUGUAUUAGCCAAUGCCGUAUAAAUGCACAGUUAGAACUCUGCAACUGCACUCAUCACUUUUCCCCUCAAAUAUACGAGGAACGGUAUUGUGAUUUGGAAGGAUUGAAAUGCCUAUCGAACAACUUUAGGAUAUUGAGAAAACUAAAAGUGCCGGGGAUGAAUGAGACGGGCUUAAUUUGUGAUUGUUUACCGUCAUGCGAAGAACCGGAUUACAAUGUGGUAGCUAAAGAUUUUUUGGAACCUGAAGAAAACGUAAGAGCGAGGAGCGCAAGAUUUUCUUUGAGUAACCGGCCCUAUGAACGGAUUACCCGGCAGGUUGCCCGCACGACGCUUGAUCUCGUAGUCGCGAUUGGAAACAGCUUCGGUCUCUGUUUUGGCGGUUCUCUGUUGUCUAUUGUAGAAGUAAUUUAUUAUCUUUGCUUUAAGCGAUGGAAGUACAAGAAUUAAGGAUU
This is a messenger RNA of Cydia fagiglandana, 1492 nucleotides long. Its product is annotated as sodium channel protein Nach-like. The transcript has a single exon. Gene Ontology annotation, biological process: sodium ion transmembrane transport. The record is from RefSeq and is a predicted model, not a curated record. Gene Ontology annotation, molecular function: ligand-gated sodium channel activity. Gene Ontology annotation, cellular component: plasma membrane. NCBI's taxonomy places the organism in Eukaryota, Metazoa, Arthropoda, Insecta, Lepidoptera, Tortricidae. Bases 156 to 1487 code for a protein of 443 amino acids.